UUUCUUCUUCUCGGAAAGGCAAGGAAUUUAAUGGGAAAAUUACCUUUAUGGAGGUUUUGGAUUCUUUUUUUAUUGUUUCCUCAAUUUAUUGAAGCAGUAAUUCGAAAUAAUAGAGUUAUUCUUCACGAUGAACAUUUGCCUAAUGGAGGGGAUGAUACAGAUUUGGAAGAAUGGACAAAUGCUAGGGAUGAGGGAAGAAGAAGAUUAAGAGGGGAAACAACAAUUAAAAGUAAAAUUGAAGAAGGGGAGGAAGAAGAAGAAAAUGGGCAGGAAAGGAGCAAAAGAGAAAUUAAUGAAUGGAAGGAUAGAUGGCACAAUAAAGCUUUAAAAUGGGGUAAAAGUGAUGAAGAAUUAAAUAGGCAACAAAUUAAUGAAUUAAUGAAAAACGAAAAAGUUGAGAAAUUAACAGAAAAUUCAACGACAGAAAAAGAAAAGAAAAACUUGACAACCGAGGAAAUGUCAGAAUUAAAAGCUUGGAAAGAAAGGAGAAUGAAUAACGAUAAUAAUAAUAAAAAUAAAUUAGUAAAUUUAAAGAAGGAAUGGCCAGAGGAAAAUAGGCAACAUUUUGAAGGGGAUAUAAUUUUGAAUGAAAAUCAAGCAAAUAAAUUGUUUGAAAAUAUUAAAAAUAAUAAAAAUAAUCAACACAAAAGAAUUAAAAGAAAAUUUAUUGGUUCAAAUAUUCGACGAUGGGAUUCUACAAAGCCUAUAAUUUAUAGUUUUGAUGGUUCACACACAUUAAGAGAACAAAGAGUAAUAGAAUUAGCAUUAGAACAUUGGCAUAAUAUUACUUGUCUAAAUUUUGAAAGGAAAGAUGAUGAACCUAAAGGCUCUAGAAUUGUAUUUACUGAUGUUGAUGGGUGUGCUUCUAAUGUUGGAAGGCAUCCUUUGGGAGAACCUCAAUUUGUCUCUUUAGCACCUGAAUGUAUUCGAUUAGGAGUUAUUGCACACGAAGUAGCUCAUGCUUUAGGGUUUUGGCAUGAACAAAGCAGACCAGACAGAGAUUUAUGGGUACAAGUACAAUGGGAUAAUAUUGAUAGAGACAGUAAAGGUCAAUUUUUAAAAGAACAGCCAUCAGAUGUAGACAAUUCUGGAGUUCCCUACGAUUAUGGAAGUAUAAUGCAUUAUAGAUCCAAAGCUUUUGCUAAAUUGGACGAUUUAUUUACUAUUGGGACAUUUAUUGUAGACUAUCAAAGAACUAUUGGACAAAGAGACCAACUUAGUUUUAAUGAUAUUAGAUUAAUGAAUGAAAUUUAUUGCCGUCAAGUAUGCCCCAAACAACUUCCAUGCCAGAGGGGUGGUUAUACAGACCCUAGACAUUGUGAACGUUGUCGCUGUCCUGAUGGAUUUACUGGGGCAGUUUGUGAACAAGUAAUGCCCGGUUAUGGAGCAGAAUGUGGAGGCCGUAUAGAAGUUGGACAAAGUUGGACGAAAAUUUCAAGUCCAAAUUACCCAGGGGAAUUUAGGGAAGGACAGGAAUGUUCGUGGCUGUUAGUUGCUCCUGUUGGACAGAGAGUACAAUUGCAAUUCUUUGGUGAAUUCGAAAUGUAUUGCAAGGUCCGCCAUUCUCUUUGCAUGGACUAUGUUGAAGUGAGGAACAGUACUGAUUUUGCUAAUACCGGAAUGCGUUAUUGCUGUUAUGGAACACCAACCUCCCCAGUACAUUCAGCCACAAACGAUUUACUUGUUCUCUUCCGUUCAUUCUAUCGUGGUGGACGUGGUUUCCAAGCAAAAGCUAAAGCAAUAAAUGCAUCAAGAAACGGGCAAUGGAGUGAGUGGGGGGAGUGGACAGAAUGCAGUGCUACUUGUGGUGGUUGUGGGUUGAAAAGAAGAAGUCGAAAGUGUUUUAAUGAAAUAAAUAAUACAAAAACAAAUAAUGAUGAAAAUGGACAAAAUUUCAAUGGAAAUGAAGACAAUGAAUUAAUUUGCUUAGGUGUUGACACCGAAACGCAAGUUUGCUCACGCGAACCGUGUCCUGGGCUCUGCUCCAAACCCAUAUCGGAGGAGGGGGAAUGCCAAGGCUUGCUCUCGUUGUUAAAAGGUGUUCGUUGUCAAAAACAAAAAAUAAUACAAGAAGAAUGUCACCAAACAUGUUGUUCUGGAUUUGAAUUGAAUAAACAAUUGGGGAUUUGUGUUGAAAAUAAUUUUUAAAAUUUUGUUUUUAAUUUUUUUAAUUUUUAUUUUAAUAAAUAAUUUAAAUUAUCAAAGAAAAUUUUUCAGAAGACCAAGUCUUCACCCAAAAUCUAAAAGCG
This is a messenger RNA of Meloidogyne enterolobii, 2249 nucleotides long. The record is from the annotation of a GenBank genome assembly. NCBI's taxonomy places the organism in Eukaryota, Metazoa, Nematoda, Chromadorea, Rhabditida, Meloidogynidae.